AUGGCUUCAGGGUUCUUCAGAUCGGUGGUUUCCACACACCAGCCAAAACAGCCCCUCCGUUUCUCUGGAUCCGGUGGUCCGAAAACCAUCGCCGAGAUCGUCAACGACGUUGCUCCAGAAUUCAAAAACGGCGCCUCGUUUUACGUCAACCCACUUCUUUCCAGUGGCCAUUCCCAGACCGCCUACACAGCCUUGAACAAGUUUGAAAAGGUCGAUUUGGUGCACUACAAAAGAAGAGUGCUCACGGUGGACUCGGUCAACAAGCACUACUACGUCAAUGGCGACAAGAUGCCUUAUGACCGCUGGGAGGGUAAGAGCACCUUUGCUGUGGACUACGUGGUUCCAGAAGGCACGGACCCAGAACAUCUCAAUUACAAGCCCGAGUCCCAGGUGAGGGACCUCCCGCCAAGAACGGAGUACUUGAAUCCGGAAAAAGAACAGGCCUUGUUGGAUAACGAAAAGCCGUUGGUUGUGGCGCUUCACGGCCUCAGUGGCGGCUCCUACGAGUCCUACAUCCGUGCAUUCCUAGACAAGAUCACCAAGGAGUACGAUUUCGACGGUUUGGUGCUCAAUGCAAGAGGCUGUGCUAACCAUACCAUCACCUCACCCCAGCUUUUCUGCGGUUUGUGGACCAACGACUUGCGGUAUUUGACCAACGAGCACAUCAGCAAGCUCUGGCCUAACAAAAAGAUCUUUCUUAUUGGCUUUUCGCUCGGUGGAGCCAUCACCGCCAACUACCUAGGUCAAGAAGGCAAGGAUGUGUACAAGAACAUCAAGGGAGCCGCUGUGGUGGGCGCUCCAUGGGACUUCCAGGUCGCCUCGCAUGCGCUUGUGGAGUCGUAUGUCGGCGCUAAGGUCUACUCGCCCACCAUGUGUCGUAAUUUGACCAAGUUGCUCAAAAUGCACCUGGACACCGAGAAUCUCGAGUUUGACCAGAUCGUGGAGGACUACAAGAAGCACCCUGAGUCGUUCGAGCUCAAGUUGCUCAAGGACUUUGACGAUAACUUCACGUCCAAGUUGUUUGGCUUCAACUGUGCUUCAGAGUACUACAGACACGCAUCUCCAGACCAGCGUCUUUUGAACGUCAGAGUACCUACUUUGAUUGUGAGCUCUGAGGACGAUCCUGUGGUGGGAAGCAGCUCCUUGCCUCACUCCGAGGUCAAACUCAACCCCUACACGUUCAUGGUGACGACGUCCAUUGGCGGUCAUUUGGGUUGGUUCAACCUUCAGCACAGAAGAUGGUACCCCGAUCCGAUUUCGCAGGUUUUCGCCGAGUUGGCUAAGCGGGAGGUCACCGAGGACGGCAUCAGGCUUCCUAAGGCCACCGAUGGCAUCUGGAAGCACGACCGGAUCAUCCUGUAA
Molecule: messenger RNA, 1362 nt
Organism: Candidozyma pseudohaemuli
Lineage: Eukaryota; Fungi; Ascomycota; Pichiomycetes; Serinales; Metschnikowiaceae
Product: putative carboxylic ester hydrolase
Exons: 1
Coding region: 1-1362 (453 amino acids)
Biological process (GO): medium-chain fatty acid catabolic process; medium-chain fatty acid biosynthetic process
Molecular function (GO): acetylesterase activity; monoacylglycerol lipase activity
Source: RefSeq, a predicted model, not a curated record